AUGCCGAAGUCGCAGUUCGUGCGGUUCGCCGAGGUCUGUCCCCUGAAGGAGUUUGGGUUUGCGCCGGAGCCGGGACAGUACCUGGCGGCGGUGGGCUGGGCGGAGGCGGUGGCCGGGCUGCUGCUGGCGUUCGGGCCCCAGCUCCUGCAGGAGAUCAGCAACUUCGUCCUCAGCGUCAUCAUGAUCGGUGCCAUCUACACGCUGCUGGUGCUGCGGGAGACCCUGGCCAUGUGCGCCCCUGCCACCCUCUGCCUCGGCCUCCUCCUGCUGCUCAACAUCCGCGGGCACGCGGCCCCCACCAAGCCCAAGUUCGAGUGACUGGAGGCGGGAAGGAUGGACGGCUCAGCCAGUGGGAAGCAAUGCCCUUAUGGUAUUUUCGGGGAUGGCAUCACUUCCCGCGGGGUAACUUGCCGCCGAGGUGUGGUGUGUCCUCUCCUGCCGCUGCCAGGGACCCUGGGUGCCGGUUGUCCCCACGCUGUGGGACCCAGACUGGUGCUUUGGGAUGGUGGCCAUGGUACUGCCGUGGCACCACCACUGCUCCGGCAGCUCCGUUGCUAAACUCGCACAAGGUGUCCAGCUCUUCCCAGCGUUCGGCCACACUGGGCUGGGGCUGGCUCUGCUCUCCUGGGGGCUUUUGUACUUUGGAAUAAAGCCUCGUUUUUCA
Molecule: messenger RNA, 664 nt
Organism: Pygoscelis adeliae (Adelie penguin)
Lineage: Eukaryota; Metazoa; Chordata; Aves; Sphenisciformes; Spheniscidae
Gene: TMEM35B
Product: ZMYM6 neighbor
Exons: 3
Coding region: 1-318 (105 amino acids)
Source: RefSeq, a predicted model, not a curated record